AAAGACACAAGGGUGUGCUCCGGCUGUGGUCCUUCUUGAAUUGUUCUCUUUGUCGCGUCUCUACCGCUCGGACUUCAAGUAUUCCUGCGUAUGUACAUACACAACUACAUCCAAAUAUAUAUACCUUCCCACUACCAUACCUCCACUGUCGAUUCACCGAUCUCAUAGGCCUGAGCCCCAAGUCACAAGAUGUCAGGCUGUAUACUCACCCCCAUGUCCUGCGGCGAAUGCCACAGAGACAACAGCAAAAUCUGCUGUAAUAGAUGCAAGGUCAUGUUCUACUGCAGCGAGGAGCAUCAAUUCAGCCACCGCCGACAGCAUGAGAUGUUUUGCGACAUAGUCGCAAUGCAUCGCGCCGAUGUGAAGGCCGCCGAGGCCAAACUCCGCGCGCUUGUUCCCAGCGGAGAAGAUCCUUUUGUGGACCAAGACUUUCCCAUCCCAAGAAACGGACAGGGAGAAGGACUCCAAGGGGCAGUGAUGGACGCCAGAUCCGCACGCCUAGAUCUGCUAAGAGCGCUGGUCUUUAUCCGGAGCCUUGAGGCACGAACCGAGACGUUGGCUCACUCGCUAGGGCUGAUGAGAGGGCCCAAGUGGACCCGGGGGGAAAUCCGUUGGACUGCGGCGGUGAUGUUGGAUUUAGGGAUGGAUCAGGAGUGUUGGGACCUCCUUCAAUGGUGGGGCAUGGCCAACGGUCAACCGGAUGUUGACCGGUUAAGCAUCGUCAGCCCCAGCUUACCAAUACUGAAAUUCCCGCGUGGGGUCAGCGUGAUAGAGCCAAUCGCUGGCGACAGUCAUUGGAUGAUCUUCGACCGUGUAACCCCGUAUCUUCUUCUUCUGAAGGUCCAGGCGCUGCUCGACUUGACUCGCUUGUUCCUGUGCGCCCCCGCCUUUGCGGCCAAGGUGCCCCGGGAGAUCUUUGAUAGCAUCCGAGGGUAUAUCCCGGUGAGCCCCGGAGUGAUAAACCAUCCGGGCCUCCGGGGGAAGCUGACCUAUACCAAUGAGAUCAAGCAGCUGACGAGGCAGAUCGAGAGUCUGUGGGAUGAGGUCGGGAUUGGCCCUAUGGGGGAAAUCUCGGACGUGCUAUACAAGGAUGAGGAUCGGCAUAUGCAUCGUUGGAACGACGGCGGCCAGCCUCUAUCUCCAUGCUUGAUUUGCCUAUUCCUCCGGGAUCCCGAAGCGGUGGCUUACAUUCGGAGCUUCAUUUACCGGGAUGUCGUGAAAAAGCCAUGGUGAAGGGGUUCUAUAUGCUUCUGUCACACUUACAUUCAAUGAUAAUCUAAGAUAUCGACCAAGUAACUCAAAUCGAGUCAAACACAUUAUUAGUAUAACUUGAAAGCAAG
Messenger RNA from Aspergillus brunneoviolaceus CBS 621.78, 1340 nucleotides. RefSeq names its product zinc finger MYND domain-containing protein. The coding region runs from base 190 to 1233 and encodes 347 amino acids. Lineage: Eukaryota; Fungi; Ascomycota; Eurotiomycetes; Eurotiales; Aspergillaceae. The record is from RefSeq and is a predicted model, not a curated record. The transcript has a single exon.